UAGCCCUUCCAAUUCAUCAUGAACCUGCUUGCCCCUCUCCCCGCCCUGCCUAGCUCCAUCCUAUGAUGAUUUUCACAGCUCCCAUUUCACUUUGCUGCUGAUCUUCUUGGGAAGUGGUUCAACCUAGUCAGUACUGACAGAGGCACAGUUGUUGGAUGGCAGGGGUAUCGCUCCGAUGCUGGGAGGUCUAGGUUUCAGCCAGGAGUCCAGUUUUCCCCACCAAACCCGUCUGAGGAUUAGAAGAGGGAGGCCCAGGCUGCAGAAACCCAGGUCCCAGCAGCCUCCUCCAGCAAUCCCAUUGGUCACCAGCUGCAGCCAUUCUGCCAGGAGUUUGAAGCGCUGCUUCCAAUAAGUGCCUAUGUGCAUGCCUAGAAAACAAAUUAUUAAGGAAAACUGCCCCUCGCCCCACUCUGUGGCUGCCGCAUCUGAUCGAUCAACCACAGGGUGAACACAUGUGAGUGCUGUGAAUGUAUACUUUUCAAAAAAGUCAAAGAAAGAAAGCAUUUGGUUUGUUUGGAGCCUUCUCCCAACAUCUGGCCACCAGACUCUGCGAGCACAACUUUUGCAAAGUGUGUAUAACCCCUAGACACUGAGGUUACACAGGCACCAAGUGAUCCUCGGGGGAAAACCCUAAAAGAGAAAGUCACUGACUCCAGUGGCAGAGAAAUCGUCCAGGACAAAAGGACAUAUCCAAAUCUGGAACCUCCUGCGAAAAUGGGAGAUAGCCCUAGACUUAGAACUGUAGAGGAAACAGGACUCUCAGCUGAGGAUGUGUGUGAAAAACAUGGAGAAGAUGUACGUCUCUUCUGCGUGGAGGAUCAAAUCCCACUUUGUACAGACUGCAGAGAAUCUGGGGCUCACGUGUCACAUACUGUGAUUCCUAGGGAACAGACGGCAAGUACGAGUAACCAGGGGACUGGAAGUUCACUUAGUAGGCAAAAAGAAGAUUCACAGCUGGCCCCUUCUGAAAACUCAAACACAACUUCUGGCUCCAAAGAGAAAGGAGAGACAUCCAGUGGGAAUGAGAAGGACCAUACGGAUGAGCUGAUGCUGAUUGAGCAGUGGGUUGACUUCAACUUCAGCGAAAGCAAGGAGACAGGUGCGCAGUCAAACUCCAGGGUCCAAAACUCUAUCACGUGGAUUGUUCUGGUUGUAUUCACCAUCCAGAUCGUGGGCUUGAUAACGACUGUCUUUGUUUUUACAAUGGCUAAACCCCAUUUGCCGUCCUCCGUCACUGCCGCCCCUUGUUGCCCACAUGGCUGGAUCAUGACCCAAGGGAGCUGCUUUCACUUCUUGGAUCUGGAAGGGGCCUGGGAAGCCGGCCAGCAGCACUGCUCUUCUCUUGGGGCCUCCUUGGCGGUGAUUGAUGACUUAGAGAAACUGGAUUCUGCCGUGCCUCACAAAGGAUCCUUCAACCACUGGGUGGGCCUCCUCAGAGAACCAGGCAAGAGCUGGAAAUGGCCUGACGGUACCUCCUUCAACAACCACUUUGAAGUGGAAGGCGAAGGGCAGUGUGCUUAUCUAAACAACGGAGUUGUGAGCAGCGCUGACUGUUCCCUUGAGAAGAAAUGGCUGUGCAGCCAGAGAGCAAGACAAGAAGGAAGCCCAGGCCACUGCAAGGGGACAUGAAAGCUUCAGGACUGAGCUUUUCCAAAGGAGCUAUCAGUGCUUUCCCAAGCUAUGAGCUGCCACUUGCGUGCAUGUUAGCCCCCAGUCUCUUAGGGGGGCAUCCCUUGCCCAAGCCACUGGGUAUCCUUACUGCCCAAGCUUUCUUAUAGUAUGACUUCCAGAGCCAGCAGGUUAAAAAUCAGGCAUACAGUAUUGUAAAGGUAAAGGUAAAGGUUCCCUUGCUCGAAAGCCAGUCGAAUCUGACUCUAGGGUUGCG
Molecule: messenger RNA, 1885 nt
Organism: Gekko japonicus
Lineage: Eukaryota; Metazoa; Chordata; Lepidosauria; Squamata; Gekkonidae
Product: early activation antigen CD69-like
Exons: 10
Coding region: 715-1629 (304 amino acids)
Molecular function (GO): zinc ion binding
Source: RefSeq, a predicted model, not a curated record